This is a messenger RNA of Brassica oleracea var. oleracea, 498 nucleotides long. RefSeq lists its product as uncharacterized. NCBI's taxonomy places the organism in Eukaryota, Viridiplantae, Streptophyta, Magnoliopsida, Brassicales, Brassicaceae. The record is from RefSeq and is a predicted model, not a curated record. Bases 1 to 498 code for a protein of 165 amino acids. The transcript has a single exon.
AUGGCAAAGUCUCUUCACAUUGCAAUGUUUGUAUCUAUAGUAAUGUUCUUCACGUCAAAUUCGAUUUCUUCCCAGGAAAUUGAUCAAUAUUCACAAGAGGCACCAGGAGAUGUGAAGAUAUCUCCCACAUCGGAUUUUGAUAUUUACGUCGAAUAUCCUGAUGAGUCUUCAUUUAAAGAAGCCGAUUCACCUGCACUGGAAGCUGAGAUGAAGUUUGAACAUCAUUACACGGACAAACAGUUCGGUUUUCUUGAGGUUUGCGCUCAAAAGCUGAGCUCAUCACACUGUGGAGAUGAUCUUUUCAAGAACAUGGUAGGUGAGGGAACGCCAAUAUUGUUAGCUGAAUGUUGUGCUGAGCUACUAAAGAUUGGAAAAGAUUGUUAUCUAGGAACGGCUCAAGUCAUUUUAUCGACUUACGAGUAUAGAAAUAUUGCGUCUAAGGCUAUUCCGAAAAGCAAACAGACAUGGAAUGAUUGUGUUCGUCUAACUGAGAAUUGA